Messenger RNA from Sodiomyces alkalinus F11, 696 nucleotides. RefSeq lists its product as hypothetical. NCBI's taxonomy places the organism in Eukaryota, Fungi, Ascomycota, Sordariomycetes, Glomerellales, Plectosphaerellaceae. The coding region runs from base 1 to 696 and encodes 231 amino acids. Gene Ontology annotation, molecular function: structural constituent of ribosome. The record is from RefSeq and is a predicted model, not a curated record. The transcript has a single exon. Gene Ontology annotation, cellular component: mitochondrial large ribosomal subunit; ribosome.
AUGAGCAGAGCACUACUCCGCUCCGCUCUGGAGCUCAGGACGCCCGCCGCCCGGCUACCUCCCAGCUUCCUCCUUCCCAUCCGAGCCCGCAGCUUCAACUCGACAGCACCCAUCAUCGAGCCCACCUCCUCCGCCUCGGCCUCAUCACACGAUGCGGCGUCUUCUACAAUACAACCACCGUCAGCAGAAACCCAGCGAGCAAACUCCACACUGUCAUCUCGCUCCUCAACCUCGCCCCAGACGCUCUACCCGCCAUCGCCUCCCCCCGCCACGCCGCCCGUCCUCUCCGACUCGGUCCGCCAGCUCCUCCCCCUCCUGGCCUCGCAACCGAGCCACUACAUCACGGUCCACAUCCACGGGCGCCCCUACCUCGUGACCCCGGGCGAUGCCAUCCGCCUCCCCUUCCACAUGCCCGGUGUCGUCCCGGGGGACGUCCUCCGCCUCGACCGCGCCUCCGUCAUCGGCAGCCGCGACUUCACCCUCAAAGGCAGCCCCUACAUUGACGACCGCGUUUUCGAGUGCCGCGCCGUCGUGACGGGAUCUGAGCUCGAACCCGUUCGCAUCACCGUGAAGAAGAAGCAGCGUACUCGCCGCGCUCGCCGCGUCCGGAGUCAGCAUCGCUUCACCACCCUCACCAUCAGCGAGUUGAAGAUCAAGGGGGUCGAGGAAAUUGCGGGCGAGGGCAGCAGCGCUUGA